GGGGUCAUGCAAAGCGCCUGCGGCAAUACCUGCGGCCUGACGGGAGCUUGCUUUGCCACUUGGUGCCCCGUUGAUGAUGCACCGAACAUUUCAAAACAGGAGCCAGGCAGAUGUGACUGCUACCAGGAGAACGCUGCUGAGGUCGAGCUUCCGCCGGCGGUUGCGGCGCCAGGCAAGCAGCAUCACGAGGGACUAUUCGAUUACAUGCGCAUAACAGGCAAGGCCUGUUUAGAUCACGCUCAACAUCUGGCAAUCCGAGUCCACUUCUUUCUUGAUACAGCAACAGCCUUGUCGAUGACUGACUCGGGCAUCACCUUUACCAAAGUCCUCAUUGUGUUCAUCACCAACAUCAUCAUCAUCAUCAUCACCAUCAACAUCAUCACCAUCCACAUCAUCAUCAUCAUCAGCAACACCAUCAUUAUGAUCUU
Molecule: messenger RNA, 428 nt
Organism: Symbiodinium necroappetens
Lineage: Eukaryota; Dinophyceae; Suessiales; Symbiodiniaceae
Source: the annotation of a GenBank genome assembly